UCAAUUCUGCAAGUGGUUCUGAUUUACUAUCGCUGUUCUCUAGCUGGUCUAAAACCGCUUUUGACCUAAAGGGAUGCUUUUUGGGACGCCAUGGACGUUUCUCAGUGUCCAGGCAGAAAGAACAGUAAAUAUGCAGGCAGGGCACAGGACAAAGCACUCGGGACAAAAUGUAUGUGAAAUGGUUUGAUACAUGAAUGUCACGUUUAAAAUUUUUUAAUUUCCUGAAGCUUCCAUCCCCCAUACGUCACGAAGCUCGCAGGGAACGGAACCCGGAAGUUGGAUGCCGGCAUCGGCCGGAGGAGAUGGCCAGGGACGCUGCAGGGGGGACA
Molecule: messenger RNA, 329 nt
Organism: Staurois parvus
Lineage: Eukaryota; Metazoa; Chordata; Amphibia; Anura; Ranidae
Source: the annotation of a GenBank genome assembly